This is a messenger RNA of Ficedula albicollis (Collared flycatcher), 1806 nucleotides long. It is a transcript of the gene ADCYAP1R1, whose product is annotated as ADCYAP receptor type I. Bases 140 to 1693 code for a protein of 517 amino acids. Gene Ontology annotation, biological process: adenylate cyclase-modulating G protein-coupled receptor signaling pathway; cell surface receptor signaling pathway. The record is from RefSeq and is a predicted model, not a curated record. The transcript is spliced from 18 exons. Gene Ontology annotation, cellular component: plasma membrane; neuron projection. Lineage: Eukaryota; Metazoa; Chordata; Aves; Passeriformes; Muscicapidae. Gene Ontology annotation, molecular function: peptide hormone binding; vasoactive intestinal polypeptide receptor activity; G protein-coupled peptide receptor activity.
CCAUCGCCGGGACGGAGCCCUGCGGCAAUGAGAUCUGAGCCUUGAAGACGUGACAACCUCAACCAAAAUAUCUGCAGAGAGCCUGUGCUUCAGCCCUAAUCAGUUAAUGAGCAAAACUUGUCCAAAGUGAGGAGAGAAGAUGGCCAUCAACUGGAAGGUCUGCUUCUUCAGCCUCGUAUUGCUUCCUGUGGUUGCAGCAACUCAUUCCAACUGCAUAAUCAAAAAGGAGCAAGAGACUUGUCUGGAGAAAAUCCGGAGGGCGACGGCCCUGAACCCUCUCAAUGACUCUUCUCCAGGUUGCCCAGGAAUGUGGGACAAUAUCACAUGCUGGAAACCUGCAAGUGUGGGAGAAAUUGUCUUUGUCAAGUGUCCUGCACUGUUCAGAUUUAUCAUCUCUGAAGAUGGUUGGGAAGUGGAUAAUUUGGGGCAAACCCAUGCAGGUGAUUAUGACCUGCUGGAAAGCACAGCCCAGUCUCUCCUAGGGGACAUCAGCAGGAAUUGCACUGAAGAUGGCUGGUCUGAACCUUUCCCUCAUUAUUAUGAUGCCUGCGGCUUCGAUGAGAACGAAACAGAGUCGGAUAACCAGGAUUACUACUAUCUCUCGGUGAAGGCUCUGUACACGGUGGGAUACAGCACUUCCCUGGUGUCCCUCACCACUGCCAUGGUCAUCCUGUGCCGCUUCAGGAAGCUUCACUGCACUCGGAAUUUCAUCCACAUGAACCUCUUUGUUUCAUUCAUCCUCCGUGCAAUAUCUGUGUUCAUUAAGGAUGGGGUUCUUUAUGCUGAGCAGGAUGGAAACCACUGUUUUAUCUCCACGGUGGAGUGCAAGGCAGUGAUGGUGUUUUUUCACUACUGUGUCAUGUCCAACUACUUCUGGCUGUUCAUCGAGGGGUUGUACCUCUUCACUUUGCUGGUGGAAACCUUCUUCCCAGAGAGGAGAUAUUUCUACUGGUACACAAUCAUUGGCUGGGGUACCCCAACAAUUUGUGUCACUGUCUGGGCAGUGCUGAGGCUUCACUUCGAUGACACUGGCUGCUGGGACAUGAAUGACAACACUGCCUUGUGGUGGGUGAUCAAGGGUCCUGUGGUUGGGUCAAUCAUGAUAAACUUUGUGCUUUUUAUUGGCAUAAUUGUGAUACUUGUGCAGAAACUCCAAUCACCUGAUAUUGGGGGCAAUGAAUCCAGCAUUUACUUCACCCUCCCUCUUCCUCCCAGAUGCAGCUGCAGUCCCUGCCCAGGACACUUGCGCAGCUGCGUUCAGAAAUGCUACUGUAAGCCUAAGAGGGCUAACCAGCACUCUUGCAAGAUGUCAGAACUAUCAACCAUUACCCUGAGACUGGCUCGCUCCACCCUGCUGCUGAUCCCCUUGUUUGGAAUUCACUACACGGUGUUUGCCUUUUCUCCUGAGAAUGUCAGUAAGAGGGAGAGACUGGUGUUUGAGCUGGGACUGGGAUCCUUCCAGGGUUUUGUUGUUGCUGUUCUCUACUGCUUCUUGAAUGGGGAGGUGCAAUCAGAAAUAAAGAGAAAAUGGAGGAGCUGGAAAGUCAACCGGUAUUUUGCUGUGGAUUUCAAACAUCGCCAUCCUUCUCUAGCGAGCAGCGGAGUGAACGGGGGGACACAACUCUCCAUUCUGAGCAAGAGCAGCUCUCAGAUUCGGAUGUCCAGCAUAAAUGCAGAGAACCUGGCGACAUGAGCAGCUGAGGAGAGCAAAGCAACCAACGAGCAAACCAAAAACCAUCCUUGAAAAAGAAAAGAAGGAAAUAAUAGUUUUGGUGGUGGUGCAGGUCUCUCUUCUUUCCUUUCCUU